This is a messenger RNA of Panicum hallii, 2174 nucleotides long. RefSeq lists its product as uncharacterized. The coding region runs from base 92 to 1888 and encodes 598 amino acids. The record is from RefSeq and is a predicted model, not a curated record. NCBI's taxonomy places the organism in Eukaryota, Viridiplantae, Streptophyta, Magnoliopsida, Poales, Poaceae. The transcript has a single exon.
CUCCCCACCCACUGUCCAAACCCCGAUGCGGCGGCCUCCACCCACCCCAACCCCGUGACCACCCGCCGCCGCUUCUCCCGACCCCACCGCCAUGCCCUCCUACGCCGCCGCCGUCCCGCGGCCGUCGUCCCGGCCGUCCGCCUCCGCCUCCAGGCCCCGGAACCGGAAGCCCUCCCCGUCCCGGUCCCCGUCCCCCGCGACCGCGCCCAAGCCCAAGGCGGCGGCGGGGAGCUCCGCCCGCCGCCGCAGCCCGCUCUCCGACCUCAACUCCAGGGACGCCUCGGCCGCGCGCGAGCGGCCCGGGUGCUUCCGCUUCCUCCUCCCCUCCUCCGCCGCGUCGGGGUCCAGGUCCGCGUCCACCCCGCGGACCCCCAGGCGCCCCGACCCUAAGCCCCGGCCCGCCGCCAGGAGGCCCGACCGGCUCCCGGACCAGGAGUCGAGGACCCGCGGUCCGGAGCAACAGCCGCGUAGGCGUGGGCCGGAGCCUGGCGCCGGGACGAAGCGGUGGCCGGCGAGGGGGCGGCGGCCGGAGCAGCUCGAGGCGCUGACGCCGGAGAAGAAGGCGGGCCCCGGGGCCACGCCGCCGGCCGACGCGACGCCGCCUGUCCACGCGUCGAUCUCGCCCGAGGUGGCGGCGGCGUGCGGGUCCGCGACGCCGGCGUGCUUCGCGGCGGGCCACCACGUCCUGCCGGGCGUCGGGGACCGCCGCAAGUGCCGCCCGCGGGGCAUCCUGGCGAUCGCGGGGGAGGGUGGGCCGGCCAGCGAGGACCUCGGCGCCGAGCCGUCCCGCGCGUCCAUCCGCUGGCUGUCCUCGCCGUCGGGGGCCGAGGCCGGGACGUGCUCGACGAAAUGCGGCGGCGGCGAGGAGGCGUCGGUGAACUGGCUGGUGUCCCCGCGCGACGGGGGCGGGGUGGACCUGCUCGAGGACGAGAUCUUCGUGCCGAGGUGCUCCUCGGACGACGCGUUCUGGCGGUUCUCCCCGGACUGCGCGGGGCUGUUAGGCUCGCCGCUGCUCGGCGGGCUGCUGGACCUCGGCACGCCGGCCUCGGACAUGUCCUCGGGGUUUCUCCCCGUGCAGAAGACGCCGAGCAGCGGGGAUAGCAUUAGUCCCUUCUCGCUUAUUGUCAAGAGGGCGUCGGAGUCCUCUGCCAGAUUACGCGGUUUGUGUGCCCAGCAGAGUCUAUGCAGCAGCUACCGCAGCGGUUCGGCGGCAGAUCCGACACCAAUGUCCGGUGAGUCAUGGCCUGAAAGUGUCAGCAAUGGCACGCGGUCAGGAUUGACAAUGACAGGCAGUCGUCCAAUGAAGAUGAUGGAUCCAGUGCUGGAAUGCCUUGAGAUGAUGAGUUUGUCCCCGAGGCCCGGGGACGAUGACUAUGAUGGAAGCGGUGCGCUGCCUGCACCAUUGCCUGAGCUAAGCUUCCAAUUCACAGGAGCUCCAAUGUCUCUGGAAUCAGUAGACUUGUCCUUUUUUAAGAGGUCUCCACGUGACAUAGAAUUGAAGGGGAAGGAGACGAGUUUCAAGAAACCGGCCAUGGCAGAGACUCGGAUCUCCUGGCGAGAAGGGCUUGUUAGCAGAAUGUUUGAUGUUGGCGACUUGGAUUGCUGCAAAUGGAUAUCUGAUGAUGAAGAUUCACCAGUGCUUUCGCACAACGACGAGGCUUUGCCUGAUGGUACCAAUUCUCAGAGAGGUGGCCACCAACAGGAAGCAUGUGGCUUUGGCUCUGUUGAGUUCAGUUGUGUCGGUGAUGAACUGAACAACGAUAGCAGCAAGGCUUGUCCAAACCCGGUUUCAGUAGCCGAGUCCAUGAGAGCAGAAGGAUUCGAGCUCGUCUCAUCCGAUGAUUCUGACUGGACUCUCUUCUACAAGAAUGACUUGUAUGAGUCGUGAGAUAUCUGAACUCUGAACUGCAGCGGGCUUUCUCUGUUCAGAUGUUGUGUACCAAUUGUACUACUAGAACCAUCGCAAACACACGCGUUUGUGUUUGCCUCAACCUUGUACCUUUUUCAGCAUUUGAAGUUUUGCUUUACAUUCUUUAGCACUACAUGUAAAUCAUGUUGGUAGAUAGAAUUGUUUCUGGAAUAACCACUUGUGGUCCCUUUUAAUCCACUGGUCAUAAAAUUCAGAGAGCAUCAUGAGCAUAGAAGAGCUAUUUAUUUUUUUUUUCAACUUUGUA